This is a messenger RNA of Carya illinoinensis, 839 nucleotides long. RefSeq names its product ATP synthase subunit d, mitochondrial. The transcript has 5 exons. Gene Ontology annotation, molecular function: proton transmembrane transporter activity. Gene Ontology annotation, biological process: proton motive force-driven ATP synthesis. The coding region runs from base 88 to 594 and encodes 168 amino acids. NCBI's taxonomy places the organism in Eukaryota, Viridiplantae, Streptophyta, Magnoliopsida, Fagales, Juglandaceae. The record is from RefSeq and is a predicted model, not a curated record.
AAAAAGGGCAUCACUAUCAGGGAUAGGCAUCUGGCAGCACAAACCGUCUGUUAAGCUCUGAGAUUUUCCGACGAAGUGAGCAAGAAAAUGAGCGGAGCGGGUAAGAAAGUCGCCGAUGUGGCACUGAAGGCGUCAAGGGCCAUAGACUGGGACGGGAUGGCGAAGCUUCUGGUCACCGAUGAGGCUCGCAAAGAGUUCGUCACUCUCCGCCGCGCAUUUGACGAGGUCAAUUCCACCCUUCAGACCAAAUUCAGUCAGGAACCUGAACCCAUAGAUUGGGAGUACUAUAGAAAAGGAAUUGGAUCUCGCUUGGUGGAUAUGUACAAAGAGGCUUACGACAGCAUAGAGAUCCCCAAGUAUGUAGACACAGUAACUCCUCAGUACAAGCCUAAAUUCGAUGCACUGUUGGUGGAAUUGAAAGAAGCAGAAGAGAAAUCCCUGAAGGAGUCUGAGCGUUUGGAAAAGGAAAUUGUUGAAGUACAAGAGAUGAAGAAAAAGAUUAGCACCAUGACUGCAAACGAAUACUUUGAGAAGCAUCCAGAGCUGAAGAAAAAGUUCGAUGAUGAAAUCCGUAAUGAUUACUGGGGUUAUUGAUUCUUCCACCAACUUGUUCAGUUCGGCAUAAUUUCUCAAUAUUCUCUCAUCUCAUGUUUGUUGAGUAAUAAAUAUAACCGUCUUUUACUCUGUAACCUGGUUGCUUGUGGUUUGGGGGUUUGAGCUUUGGCAAAACCAUGUCAAAAAUAGGGUUUUCUUUGUACGGUGCAGAGACAUUCGUUUUGAUGCGUAUAAAAGGUGGAUUUGAAUCUGCAAGAUGAUUAAAGGAUCAAGAUUUCUAUUCA